AGCACCCAGCUGUCUGUCUAUGAAGAGUGACCAUUCCAAAGAUUUUCCUCCAGUCUUCAGUCAUGAACCUGGACCCUCAGACACAAUAGAGAAGGGAAGUCAUGCUUGUGUGGAGGAGCAGCUGUGCUGCUGUAUUUUGUGUCAGGAUGUCCUGAAGGAUCCAGUCUCUACCAGCUGUGGACACUGGUUCUGCAGACAGUGCUUCACCUCAUACUGGGACCAGGCUGCUUCAUCGGGAGACUCCCCCUGUCCCCAUUGUGGAGAAAAAUCCAGUAUCAGAGCUCGACUCCAGACUACCAGUCAGAGUAGCUGUGAACAAACAAUUGCAGGUUUGCAGGAGGUUUUAGAUGAACAUAAGAUCAGUUUGAAGAGGAGAUAUGAACAUGUGAGUGAAGGAACUGAUGAAAAACGAAAUGGAAUUCUUCUCAACAACAUCUACACUGAGCUCUACAUCACAAAGGGACAGUGUGAAGAGAUUCAUAACCAACAUGAGGAGAGGCAGCUGGAGAUAGCUUCCAAAAAGAAGACUCUUGAUGACACUCCAAUCAGAUGCCAAGACAUUUUUGAAGCCGUAUGUGACCAACAGAGACCAAUUAGAGUGGUUCUGACAAAUGGCGUAGCUGGCAUUGGAAAAACCUUCUUAGUGCAGAAGUUCACUCUGGACUGGUCAGAGGGUUUGGAGAACCAAGACAUCAGUGUGGUGAUUCUGCUUUCAUUCAGGGAGCUGAACCUGAUCAGAGAUGAGCAGUACAGUCUUCUAGAGCUGCUCCAUGUUUUCCAUCCAGCAUUACAGAAGGUCACAGCAGAGAAGCUCGCUGUCUGUAAACUUUUGUUCAUAUUUGACGGCCUGGAUGAAAGCAGACUUUCAUUGGAUUUCAUCAACAGAAAGCUUGUGUCUAAUGUCACACAGCAGUCAUCAGUCAGUUUCCUGCUGACAAAUCUCAUCGAGGGGAAUCUGCUUCCCUCUGCUCUCAUAUGGAUAACUUCUCGACCUGCAGCAGCCAAUCAGAUCCCUCCUGAUUAUAUUGACAGGAUGACAGAAGUACGAGGCUUCACUGACGCCCAGAAGGAGGAGUACUUCAGAAGGAGAUUCAAUGAUGAAGAGCUGUCCAGCAGAAUCAUCUCCCACAUGAAGACAUCCAGGAGCCUCCACAUUAUGUGUACAAUCCCAGUCUUCUGCUGGAUCACUGCUGCAGUUCUGGAGCACAUGUUGACUACAGAGCAGAGGGGAGAGCUGCCCAAGACCCUGACUGACAUGUACUCACAUUUCCUGCUGGUCCAGACAAAGAGGAAGAAGAACAAGUACCUCGAGGGACGUGAGACAAGUCCACAGGAGCUGAUGGAGGCUGACAGGGAAGUUCUCCUGAAGCUCGGGAGGCUGGCCUUUGAACAAAUGGAGAAAGGAAACAUCCUGUACUACCAAGAAGACCUGGAGCAGUGUGGUCUGAGUGUCACAGAGGCCUCAGUGUACUCAGGAGUUUGUACAGAGAUCUUCAAAAGAGAGUGUGUGAUCUUCCAGAAACCAGUCUUUUGCUUUGUUCAUCUCAGCAUCCAGGAGUUUCUGGCUGCUGUCUACAUGUUCCACUGUUACAACAACAAAAAGACAGAGGUGCUGCAGGACUUCCAGGAAAAAGACAUCUCAUCUUUGGAUGUCUUUUUGAAUAGAAUCAUGGAGAAAUCUCUUAAAAGUGAAACUGGCCACCUGGACCUGUUUGUUCGCUUCCUUCAUGGCCUGUGUUUGGAGUCCAACCAACAACUUUUAAAAGGCCUAAUGGGUCAGACAGACAAUAUUCCAGAACACAUUGAGCUAAUCAUCAUUAACUUGAAGAAGAUGAACAUACUUAAUGUUUCUCCUGACAGAAGCAUCAACAUCUUCCACUGUCUGAUAGAGAUGAACGACGUCUUAGUAUAUCAAGAAAUCCAAAAGUUCCUGAAGUCUGAGAACAGAUCAGAGAACCUCUCUGAGAUUCACUGCUCAGCUCUGGCCUACAUUCUGCAGAUGUCAGAUGAGGUUCUGGAUGAGUUGGACCUGGAGAAGUACAACACAACAAAGGAGGGACAUUUAAGACUGAUUCCAGCUGUGAGAAACAGCAGAAAGGCUCUACUUUGUAAAGCUUGGCUCUCAGAGACUCACUUUGAAAUUUUGGGCUCAGCUCUGAUGUCCAACCCCUCCCAUCUGACAGAGCUGGACCUGAGCUUCACACCCCUGCAUAUUUUGAGUGGAAACAACUCUUUGCAGCAUUCAGCAAUGAAACCAUUGCUUGCUGGUCUGGAGAGUCCACACUGUAGACUGGAGACUUUGAGACUGAAGUGCUGCAGGUUGACAGAGACUGCAUGUGCUGCUCUGGUCUCUGCUCUAAAGUCCAACCCAUCCCAUCUGAGAAAUCUGGACCUGAGCAAAAAUGAUGUGCAGGAUUUAGGAGUGAAACACAUUUGUGUUUUUUUGGAGAGUCCACACUGUAAAGUGGAGACGCUGAGCUUGAGUAACUGCAGUUUGUCGGAAAUCAGCUGUGCUGCUUUGGUCUCUGCUCUGAAGUCCAACCCGUCCCAUCUGAAACAUCUGGACUUAAGGGAAAACAACCUGCAGGAUUCAGCCAUGAAAGAGCUGUCUGAUCUUGUGAAGUGUCCACACUCCAGACUGGAGGAUCUGAAAUGGAAGUGAUGGUAAGAUGGGGUG
Molecule: messenger RNA, 2677 nt
Organism: Pundamilia nyererei
Lineage: Eukaryota; Metazoa; Chordata; Actinopteri; Cichliformes; Cichlidae
Product: NACHT, LRR and PYD domains-containing protein 12-like
Exons: 7
Coding region: 20-2662 (880 amino acids)
Molecular function (GO): protein binding
Source: RefSeq, a predicted model, not a curated record